Messenger RNA from Saccostrea cuccullata (small rock oyster), 2710 nucleotides. RefSeq names its product protein mono-ADP-ribosyltransferase PARP4-like. The transcript has 21 exons. The record is from RefSeq and is a predicted model, not a curated record. The annotation marks the transcript as partial. Gene Ontology annotation, cellular component: cytoplasm. NCBI's taxonomy places the organism in Eukaryota, Metazoa, Mollusca, Bivalvia, Ostreida, Ostreidae. Gene Ontology annotation, molecular function: NAD+ poly-ADP-ribosyltransferase activity.
CUGAUUAAGGAUGUGGUGUCAGUGAGUGAAGCUACAGACUGGUCUACACGGGGGAACACGGAGGCCCAGUACAAAGCCCUGAGAUGUCAGAUAUCACACGUCCCUGGGGGUCUCCCUACACCGGUCAAAAACAUCCUCAAUCUGAAGGAUGGAGAUGAUUUAAAUGUACAGAACGUUUAUGCCGUUCAUCGUCCUGGUGAGAGUGAGGUGUUCCGGUCAGACUUGGAUUCUAGACUUCUCUUUCAUGCAUCCAAUGUGGAGAAUUUUGUAGGAAUUCUCUCCAGAGGUCUGCUGAUGCCAAAGGUCAUCGUCGAUGACUACGGAGGGAAGAGAACUGACCCUGGAAUGCUGGGAAAUGGAAUCUAUUUUGCCAGUUCUGCCAGCACAAGCAUAAAGUACUCAAAGCCAAGUAAAACAAGGAAUACAAGAAUGAUGCUGGUCAACCUGGUGGCUUUGGGGAAUACCCUGGAUGUCUAUAAAUAUCAGAGGGACCUGACUGCGCCCCCCAGUGGCUAUGACAGUAUUCACGGAGUGGCGGCGACUGAGAAUGUAGAAUCAGACUUUACGGAUGAUGAGUAUGUGGUGUACAACACAGACCAGCAGAUGUUGAGUUAUCUGGUGGAGUUUACCGUCGGAGGGGAGGUACCAGGGGAGUUAUCAAUGGAGGAGGAAAUAGAAAGGGAGACAACUGACUCAGACUCGGAUGUCGAUAUCAGUGAUGUGAAAAAUGUGACUGACCCUCUGACCAAGGUCAAGGUUGGACUGGUAUCCAAUGACGACACACCUGUGUCCCUCAUAGAAGCCCACAUUAGAGCCAAACUGAUUGACCUGGCAGGGGAGGUAGUGGUUCUACAAGAGUACCACAACAGUAGUGAUAAAGCUCUGGAAGCUAAAUACGUCUUCCCUCUGGAUGACAUGGCCGCGGUCUGCGGAUUUGAGGCCUUCAUUAACAGUAAACACAUCAUAGGGGAGGUGAAGGAGAAAGAGACCGCCCACAAAGAAUACAAACAGGCCAUAAAGGAGGGGCAUGGGGCUUAUCUAAUGGACCAAGAUGAGGAAACUCCAGAGGUAUUCACAGUGAGUGUGGGAAACCUCCCCCCUAAGGCUACCGUCAUCAUUAAGAUAACCUACGUCACAGAGCUGCAGGUCGACGGGGAACUCAUCAACUUCCGACUCCCGGGCAGCGUGGCGCCAUGGAAACAGAAGUAUGUCGACGCCCCAGAAUUCAAAGACAAGGACUGGGAUACAGUACAGGUUGAGGACACAGACUGCAGUGUACAGGUUUAUGUCGACAUGCCUUUUGACAUCAGAAGUCUGGAAUGUCCAACUCACAAAAUACUUGUAAAGAGAACGGCCACUAAAGCCAUGGUGGAGAUGAAGGAGGACCAGACAAUAGAAGAUGGCUUCCAGCUUCUGAUUGGUCUAGCUGAGAUCCACGUACCAAGGAUGUGGGUGGAAUCAGACGAAGGCCAAGAUUCACAGGCCUGUAUGCUGACCUUUUACCCUGAGUUUGAGGCAGAGGAGGAGUCAGAGGUCGAGGUCAUUUUGAUGAUUGACAGCUCCAACUCCAUGAAAGGCUCAGCCCUCCAACAAGCGAAGAAAACUGCUCUCCUGACCCUGCACCUCAUGGAGUCCAGCUGGAGGUUUAAUGUCUUGUCUUUUGGAACAGCUUUCCAAGAGCUUUUCCCAUCCAGCCAGCCCGCCAGUAAAUUCAACAUACAAUCUGCAAAACAGUUCAUACAGAGGCUGCAAGCAGACGAGGGUAACACAGAACUUUGCCGACCUUUAAACUCUUACUACCUCCUAAAACCAGAGAGUUACACCAGGAAUAUCUUCCUUAUUUCUGAUGGGCAUAUCAACAAUGAGGAGACAACUCUGUCCAAAAUCUCCCAAAAUUACCAGCACACCAGGGUCUUUACAUUAGGGGUCAGCUCUGUUGCAAAUCGUCACCUACUGAAAGCUGUGGCCAGAGUAGGAGCUGGGUCAUUUGAGUUUUAUGACUCCAAGUUCAAAUCCAAGUGGGAGGAAAAGGUCAAGUCGCAGUUACAGAAAGCUGCCCAGCCAGUGCUGACCUCUGUGUCUGUUGAUUGGCGCCAUGACGACCAGCACCCUGCCCCCAUCCAAGCUCCACAGCAAAUAACAGCUCUGUUCAGUGGGUCCCGCCAAGUCAUCUACGGCUUUGUGGACAACUGUUACAUGGCAACUCUGAAAGCAGAAGUCGGAGGUCAAGAGAUAUUAACUGUUGUGUCGACCUCUGACCUUAGUGUCACAAAGGGCAAGAUGCUGCACAGGCUGACUGCCAAAGGUGUGAUUAGAGAUUGGGAAGAUGGAGUUCUCUCCCCUGAUAGAACAGGACAUGAGGUGAGGAAAAUGAACCUGAAGCAGUAUAUUAUAGAGUUGAGUAAGAAGUACGCCAUUGUCACGUCACUCACCAGCUUUGUCGCCAUUGAGAAACGAGAAAAGGAUGAGGUGAUUCCCGAAGAUGCUCCAGAUGUCUGGGACCUCCUGGAAAAUGAGGACGUGGAUCAGCUGAAAUAUUUAUCAUGGGAAGGAGAGGAGAAUGAGAGUUCAGAGAGUUCAGGGGCUUCAAGCGAUGAAGGAGAGAUGGAAGAAGAAUAUUCGUCGGGUGAUUUAUUUGAUGAUGCAUACAUGUACAAAGCCUUUGAAUUUGCAGAGUCUUCUGAAUCCAUAGUAUGUUAAGUUGUUUUCA